CUGCUCUGACUCUCUCUGCAGUAUGUUUGCUCAUUAGUACAGCAUUGAUCCACUGGUCCUAGCACCAUGAAGUGGUUUAUAUAGCCAAUGUUUUGGCCUCAGAAACCAACCGUUAAAUCAAAUCUAAAAUUUGGGACCUUGUCCAGUGGUCGGUAGUGAUUGGUAGAUGAUGGCGGGAAGACGUAGUACAGGAAUGUGGUUGCUCUUUUUUGCAGCUGUGCUCAACUACGUCUCUGCUUCUACAGAAGUCUGCACCAACUCCCUCCUACCUGGAGCUAAAGGGGACCAAGGUGAGAUUGGAGAGGAGGGAGAUGAGGGGAAAGUGGGGAAGAAUGGACCACCAGGACUUCCAGGAGCACCAGGAGAGACGGGGCUUAAAGGAGAGGUUGGUCACACAGGAAAGAUGGGGCCUGCUGGAGAUAAAGGUGACAAAGGGGAUUCAGGUUUUGAUGGGCCUUCUGGUUUAAAAGGGAAACCAGGCACUACAUGCGACUGUGGCAGGUACAGGAAGGUGGUCGGACAGUUGGAUGUCAAUGUAGGCAAGCUGAGGAAUGCUGUCAAGUUUGUAAAGAAUGUCAUCUUGGGGCUGACAGAAACAGAGGAGAGGUACUACCUGCUGGUGAAGGAGCCCAAGAGGUUCAGGGAGGCCUCAAUGAACUGCAAGCUAAGAGGAGGCACCCUGGCCAUGCCGAAAACCAUAAACAGCAACCGCCUCAUGGCAGAUUAUGUCAGUCAGGCAGGACUGACAAGAGUUUAUAUAGGGGUGCAGGCUCAAAACAAGGACACAGAUGGAGCACACAGUUAUGUUUAUGCAGACUCCAGCCCUCUGCAGGGCUUUGCAGCUUGGAGUCAAGAGGAGGAACUGAAUUCCAGAUUAUCUCCCACCACAAACUCCAGCUGCGUCGAGCUGCUCAGCACGGGAACAUGGGGUCAUGUGGAGUGUAAUGCCACCAUGUUUUUCAUCUGUGAGUUCCCAAAAAGCAGGAGAAGAGGAGGAGGAGGAGGAGGAGGAGGAAGAGGAACACCUGCCUUAGCAUCAUCAUAAUUCAAUGAGACAUGCAGACUUGCAUGCAAAAGCAUAUACACACACAGUAUGUUUUGUAGUAGGCUUAUGUAUUGGCAAUUUAUGUAGUGUAAGGAUUUUGCACAUUGCUCAUUUGAAAAAUAAAAAGUUACUUCAUUAGAUGUCACAUGCUUUCAAAUUUAAUUCUGAACAUGUGUUAUGUAUU
Messenger RNA from Thunnus maccoyii (southern bluefin tuna), 1229 nucleotides. RefSeq names its product collectin sub-family member 10 (C-type lectin) (gene colec10). Lineage: Eukaryota; Metazoa; Chordata; Actinopteri; Scombriformes; Scombridae. The transcript has 7 exons. The record is from RefSeq and is a predicted model, not a curated record. The coding region runs from base 167 to 1045 and encodes 292 amino acids.